Beta vulgaris subsp. vulgaris (sugar beet) is the source of this 2010-nucleotide messenger RNA. RefSeq lists its product as uncharacterized. Gene Ontology annotation, molecular function: nucleic acid binding. The record is from RefSeq and is a predicted model, not a curated record. Bases 1 to 2010 code for a protein of 669 amino acids. Lineage: Eukaryota; Viridiplantae; Streptophyta; Magnoliopsida; Caryophyllales; Amaranthaceae. The transcript is spliced from 2 exons.
AUGAAUUUAAAAUGUGAAUAUUGUAAGGGUAAAGGACAUACAAAGGAUCAGUGUUUUAAGUUGAUUGGCUUUCCUGAUUGGUAUCAUAAGAAGCCAUCAUCAACAUCUGGUAACACAUCUGGUGGAAAAAUUGCUGCUCACGUUGCUGUUGAUAGUCUUGAAGAAGAUACUCCUCUUGAUUUUGCUGCUGCUGGUCCAUCUCAUAUGGCAAAUCAUGUUGACACAGCAAUGAUGCAUUCAUUGUUUCAAGAAUUUCUCAAAUCCAUGAAAGGACCUGCUGCUCAUGCUCAUUCUGCAGGUACAAAAUGCUCUCAAUUUUGGAUAGUAGACUCAGGUGCUACUGACCAUAUGGCUUAUGAUGCAAGCUUAUUUUCUUUUAGAAGAAAACUUGAUAAAAUGAUUGAAGUAGGAUUGCCUGAUGGUAGCAUUUCAUAUGUGUCUGAAAUUGGUGAUGUGGUUAUCUGUCCAAAUGUUGUGUUACAUGAUGUGCUAUUAGUUCCUAGUUUCAAGCAUAAUCUAUUGUCUGUUGGACAAUUGGCUAAACACAACAAAAUUGAAGUGAAAUUUUCUUUUUCUGAGUGUGUAUUUGUUGAUGCUUAUGGUACUCAAAUUGUUCAAGGGAUUAAACUUGGAGGUCUCUAUUAUCUGAAAAUGCAUUCUGUUACACAGGAAAUUACAGCUUGUCAUUCUAUUCUUGAUCCUAUUCACACACAACAAUCUUCUGCUCAUAAAGCAAAUAUAACUCAGCCUUCUCUUGACAUCCUACAUGCCAGACUAGGCCAUCCUUCAUUUUCAAGAAUGAAAUAUAUUGACUCUGCCUUAUGCUCUCAUAGAAAUGAUUACUUUUGUGAGAUUUGUAUUUUUGCUAAACAUCAUAGAUCUGCAUUUCCUAGAAGUUUAUCUAGAGCACCUGAAAUAUUUUCUCUUAUACAUAUUGAUCUCUGGGGCCCAUAUAAAGUCAAAACCAUUCAUGGGGGAUCUUACUUCCUUACCAUACUUGAUGAUUUUAGCAGAACAACCUGGACUUUUCUUCUACAAAAUAAACAGCAAGUUUAUAGAACUAUAGCCAACUUUUUCAUACAAGUUGAGACACAAUAUGGGAAACAAAUCAAAGGAGUUAGAUCAGACAAUGACAGAAAAAGAGAUAAAUUCAGCCCUAAAGCAACAAAAUGUCUAUUCAUAGGAUAUCCUUUUGGUCAAAAAGGCUACAAAGUUUAUGAUUUGCAAUCUAAAAAAUGUUUUGUAACUAGAGAUAUUGUGUUUCAGGAGAAAAUAUUUCCAUAUAACAUGACUUCUAUUCCCACUUCCUUUUCUAAACCUACUGAUCAGUCUCUUGUUGAUUUUUCUGAUGAACCUUUACUUCCUGCUUUUAAUCACAUUUCUAGUUCUUCUUCUGAUCAACCUACUCUAUCUUCCUCAUGUUCUGAUAAUCAUUCUAUCAACUCUAUUCCUGUCCCUUUUUCUUCUACUUCUUCAUCAUCUGAUUCUUCAUUACAGACACCAGAUAACACUAUGAUUGAACACCCUAUUUCUCCUGCAUCUUCUGGCACUGUUUCUAUCUCUAAUAAUCCUUCUAGUCCUUGUCAACUUCCAAAACGAGUUGUUAAACCUCCUAUCAAAUUUAAAGACUAUGAAUGUCCCACUUUACCUUCUUCUUCAUCUCUUUCUUUUUCAGUCCAUUCUUCUCCUCCCAUUAUAGAACCUCUUUCCUAUAAACAAGCUUGUUUAUCUCUUGAGUGGCAAGAUGCUAUGGAUAAAGAGCUUCAUGCUCUUGAACAAAAUGACACCUGGUAUUUAACAGAUUUGCCACCUGGAAAGAAGGCUAUUUCUUCUAAAUGGGUAUACAAGAUUAAAUAUCUUCCUAAUGGUGAAGUUGAAAGGUAUAAAGCCAGAUUAGUGGCUGUGGGUUAUCAACAAGUUGAAGGGACUGAUUAUACUCAUACAUUUUCUCCAGUAGCUAAAAUAGCAAUUGUUAGAAUUCUCAUCUCCCUUGCAACUGCCAAAGGCUGA